AUGGCUUUGUCUGUUGGGGAAGCAGGACAUGAGACACAGCCGGUGGAGGAAAUGCUCGAGGACACUCAACCAGUUGAGGAAGUAACUCAGGAGGCACAGUUGGUGGAGGAGAAGCAUGAUGACAUUCAGUCUGUUGAGGAAGCAGGACAUGAGACACAACCGGUGGAGGAAAUGCUCAAGGACACUCAACCGGUGGAGGAAAUGCUCGAGGACACUCAACUGGUGGAGGAGAAGCAUGAUGACAUUCAGUCUGUUGAGGAAGUAGAACACGAUACACAACCGGUGGAAGAAAUGCUCGAGGACACUCAACUGGUUAAGGAAGUAACUCAGGAGGCACAACUGGUGGAGGAGAAGCAUGAUCACAUUCAGUGUGUUGAGGAAGUAGGACAUGAGACACAACCGGUGGAGGAAAUGCUCGAGGACACUCAACUGGUGGAGGAGGAGCAUGAUGACAUUCAGUCUGUUGAGGAAGUAGAACACGAUACACAACCGGUGGAAGAAAUGCUCGAGGACAGUCAGCCAGUUGAGGAAAUGGCACAGGCAGUGGAGCAAAGUCCCGAGGAAAAGGAAAAUUUACAAACCGCAGAUGGUGUUUUUGGCCAAGAAUUUCCUGAAAGAGAAGCAGUGCAACAAGAGAAGCAAUCAGAUGAGGGCAUAGCUUCAGAGCAGCAUCCCUAUGCAGUCGAGCAAGUUGAAGAGGCACAACAUGAUUCUCAAUCACAUGCAAUGCCACAGGAAGAAGCUGCGUUUACGAUCUCUCAAGAAGGUCACCACGUUGACGUCCUUCUCCAGGAAGGCCACCACCUUGAAGCAUCUUCGCAGGAGUUUCCACUUAUCACCAUUGGAGAUGGGUUUUCAGACUUUGAGCUUUACAUCUCUGAGAUUGCCUUCUGUGCUGAAGGAAAUAACCCGAAAGGAUCUCUGUGGGAAAAGUUUUUGCCUCAGCCCUUAAAGGAUUUAUCAAUACGAGUGGAUCAUCGGAAUCUAUUACAAGAGUUAGCUUUCUGA
Thlaspi arvense is the source of this 1008-nucleotide messenger RNA. The record is from the annotation of a GenBank genome assembly. Lineage: Eukaryota; Viridiplantae; Streptophyta; Magnoliopsida; Brassicales; Brassicaceae.